This is a messenger RNA of Anthostomella pinea, 1134 nucleotides long. Lineage: Eukaryota; Fungi; Ascomycota; Sordariomycetes; Xylariales; Xylariaceae. The record is from the annotation of a GenBank genome assembly.
AUGACGUCGGCGGAACCGGACCUGGCGUUCCUGAGCGGGCCGGCCCCGGAGUCGGUCGCAACCCGGGUAAUCGACUUCAACGAGACCGACGUGGACAUAUGUGGCGAUUACUUCGCGAUGGUCAUCGAAGACCUGUUCACACCUGAAGAAUGCUCUAAAUUGCUUGCCCUAGUCCGGAAGCCCGACAACGCGCCGUGGCCACCCGCAGUCGUAACGGCAUUCGACGGCUCCCAGCACGUCGACGUCUCUUCACGUCAUUGCGGUCGCAUUAUCUACUACUCCACCAGGCUCGCCGAAAAGCUGCUUCAGCGCGUUGUGCCGCAUCUGCCACCCGAGAUAGUCACGCUGGAAAACCAUCCCGACGUCACGGGCCAGUACCCGGUGCUCCGCGGCGAGACGUGGACCAUAUCCCGCUUCACGGAGGACAUCAAGUUCCUGAAGUACGAGCCGGGCAACUACUUCCGCGCCCAUGCCGACGGACGCUGCGUUGACGUCGACACGUUUGAAAAGAGCUACUUGACCGUACAUAUCUACCUCGGCGGCGGAGAUGAGGACGAUGGGGUCGAAGGGGGCGCCACGCGGUUCGCCGUCGACUUUCAGGAUCCGAAGGCUGGCAAGGUGGAUGUGAACCCGAAGACGGGGAGUGCGGUGGUGUUUCAGCAGCGCGACUUGUAUCAUUCAGGGGAGGAGGUGACGAAGGGGACCAAGUACACCUUGAGGACCGAUGUGAUGUACAAGAAGAUUGAGGAGACGCUGAGAAUCAAUGUCUUGUGGACAGAAUGGUAUCCCUCAAUCUCGUCCAUAUCAGUCUCGCUGCACGCUGCGUCUGCUACGACACUCGCUGCGUACAGAGCUUACUGUCAUGGCGAGAUCCAUAAGUCCAUCAAGACGAUCAAGGAUCGCACUAUUGACGGACAGAUCGACGCCGAGACCACUCAGAUCUUCGUCAACGCCCUUGUCGAGUACGCGAAGGCGACUGACCGCGGCACGCCCGAGCAGCUGUCCAUGAUCAGAUUGGUCUUUUUCAGCCCUGGCGCCUCCGCUGGUGUCGUGCAGACCUUCACCGAUGCUUCUACUGUGACGGAGAUCACUAGAGUCGCCUUCGCUUGCCCGGUGAACACACACUUUUCAUGA